AUGUCACGCUGGACUACUUACACAGACAAAGGUGAAAAGCACGAGCAAGGCAGAUUUGUCUGCUUUGACCACAUUACCUUUUGGGUGGGAAAUGCCAAACAGGCGGCGUCCUUCUAUUGUAAUAAACUGGGCUUCGAGCCUGUCGCGUAUCGUGGGCUGGAAACUGGCAGCCGCGAGGUGGUCUCCCAUGUGGUGAAACAGGGGAAGAUCAUCUAUGUCUUCUCCUCUCCCCUAAAUCCUGGAAACAAAGAAAUGGGGGAUCACAUGGUGAAACAUGGAGAUGGAGUUAAAGACAUCGCCUUCACUGUGGAGAACUGUGAUUUCCUGGUUCAGAAAGCCAGAGAGCGUGGAGCGGUCAUCAUUAAGGAGCCUUAUGUGCUGGAGGAUAAAUUUGGCAAAGUGAAGCUGGCUGUGCUUCAGACAUAUGGGGACACCACACAUACGUUUGUGGAAAGAACAGGAUAUAACGGACUUUUCCUCCCAGGCUUCCAUGCUCCUCUAUUCCAUGAUCCCCUAUUGGACAAACUGCCAAGUGGGAAACUGGAUUUCAUUGAUCACGUGGUGGGAAAUCAACCUGAUGAUGAAAUGGUGCCGGUUGUGGAAUGGUAUCGGAGAAAUCUGCUGUUCCACAGAUUCUGGUCUGUAGAUGACAAGCAGUUGCAGACUGACUUCAGUGCUCUGCGCUCCAUUGUGGUGGCCAACUAUGAAGAGACAGUGAAAAUGCCCAUUAAUGAACCAGCUAUGGGAAAACGCAAAUCCCAGAUCCAGGAGUAUGUGGAGUAUUAUGGAGGCCCAGGAGUACAACACAUUGCCAUGAACACAUCAGACAUCAUCACCGCUAUACGUAACCUUAAGGAACGUGGAAUGGAGUUUAUGUCUGUGCCAGAAACAUAUUACCAGCAGCUCCGUGAGAAACUGAAACACUCCAAAGUCAAGAUUCUUGAGGAUCUAAACACGCUCGAGGAGUUGAAAAUCUUGGUUGAUUAUGAUGACAACGGCUACUUGCUGCAGAUCUUCACUAAGCCUGUGCAGGACAGACCCACUGUGUUCCUGGAGGUCAUUCAAAGACGCAACCAUCAGGGUUUUGGUGCAGGGAACUUCAAAUCUCUUUUUGAAGCAAUUGAAGAAGAUCAGAGAGCCAGAGGGAACCUCACUGUCCUGACUCCUAAUGGUGUGUCAGAGACCCUAUGAGCCUCACCCACAUACGCACAAAAUACACAAACUAGCACAUAUACAUGAAAAC
This is a messenger RNA of Chanos chanos (milkfish), 1243 nucleotides long. RefSeq names its product 4-hydroxyphenylpyruvate dioxygenase b (gene hpdb). NCBI's taxonomy places the organism in Eukaryota, Metazoa, Chordata, Actinopteri, Gonorynchiformes, Chanidae. The transcript is spliced from 14 exons. The coding region runs from base 1 to 1191 and encodes 396 amino acids. Gene Ontology annotation, biological process: L-tyrosine catabolic process. The record is from RefSeq and is a predicted model, not a curated record. Gene Ontology annotation, cellular component: Golgi membrane; endoplasmic reticulum membrane. Gene Ontology annotation, molecular function: 4-hydroxyphenylpyruvate dioxygenase activity.